Aedes aegypti (yellow fever mosquito) is the source of this 3960-nucleotide messenger RNA. RefSeq names its product tetratricopeptide repeat protein 37. Lineage: Eukaryota; Metazoa; Arthropoda; Insecta; Diptera; Culicidae. Gene Ontology annotation, cellular component: Ski complex. Gene Ontology annotation, molecular function: protein binding. The record is from RefSeq and is a predicted model, not a curated record. Bases 134 to 3880 code for a protein of 1248 amino acids. The transcript is spliced from 7 exons.
CCAACUUCUGUUGACAACAGUGACAAACGUCAGAAAGGAUCGACAGCCGGUGUUUUUGGAUCCUGGGCAGUAAAAGAUUUUGAAAUUCUUAUAUUUUUAUAGUUUUAACAUUGUUUUCUAAAGUGUGAUUAGCAUGUCGUCAAAGGAAAUCAAAGCCGCCCUCAAGGACGCAAGGGAAGCAGUGAAGAACAAGAAAUUUUCGGAAGCCAUCAAGUUGUGCAACAAAAUCCUCAAGGAAGAUGCCGAAAACUACAUGGCCCUCCUGCUGAUGGGUGCCUGCUAUCAGGACACCGACAAAAGGGAAGCGGCUAGUUUCUUGAAGCGAGCCCUUGCUUGCAGUAGCGAUCCCACAGUGGCCCUGCAGGGACUGGCCAGCUGUGCCGACGAUGCCGACCUUCCGGAUGUGUGCGGCAGGCUGCUGGAAUUGACUCCAGACAAGUUUCCCGAUUUGCAUAAAAAGCUCGAAACCGUCGCACGCAGUGGUUCUCAGUUGGAUAAAGUAAUUAAGCUAUUUGAAAGCGAGAUCCAUAGCAGUCAAGAGGAACGAACAAAAUCCGCUUUCAUGUGUCUAUCUAAGCUUCUCCUCACGGAUCAAUCAUUGGAGUCAAAAUACGAAGCACUGGUGGAAAGGGUUCUUGAGUAUGAAACUAAUAACGACGACGAUCCGUUUCUGAGUGAAAAAUUCAAACGUUAUUUAAAGCUGCUGCAUCGCCUGAAAAUGUACGAAAAGCUAGUCGAAAAAGCCGCCCUUAUGAAUAGGAAAUUCCAAAACGAUAUUUAUCCUCUGGAAUGGAUAUGCAAAGCUUAUGCGGAAAAUUUAGUUACCGACACGCAAAUGCAGGCGCUUCUCAAUAAGCCCCUUAGUACGACUUUCGAAGAAGCGAUUCAGUUGAAUCCCUCAUCAGCGUUAGCUAUGGUCGCUAGAGGAAUACUCCAUUACCGUUCGGGGGAGCUGAAAGAGGCCGAAACUAUGCUGAAGAAAGUUGAUACGAUCCAACCGAAUUGGGAUAUUUGCCUUAAAGUGCUAGCAAGAAUCUACUGUCUCCAGAAAGCGUACGGAUUAGCCGAAAGCAUAUAUCGUCAGUUAAAGAUCGUGAAUGCUAACUAUUUUAUAGCGCUGAUUGAGAAUGGUGAUCCAGAAAAACUAAAAGAAGCCAGUUCCAUCAGUGCAAAGGUUUUUGAAGACCAAAACAGUUCGGAGCUGUCAUACUAUCAAUUAAAACUGAAAAUUCUGUUGAACACUGUCGAUAAUUUUGAAGAUGAAGUCGCAGCUUUGAAAUCGACUGGCUUAGCUAGUGCAAAACAUGAUUACCUAACGGCAUUACAUCUCACUAGGCAAAAUAGGAUAUUAGAAGCACAGACAAUUCUGCAAAACCAUGAAAACGACUGUGAUUGCCUUCUAGAGUUAGCAAGAAUAUAUUAUAUUAAUUUAGACAUCGAAAAAAGUUUUGUAAGCGCUCUGAAAGCUACUAAACUAGAGCCUGGAAACGCGAAUUGCUUCUACUGGCUAGGUAAACUGUACAUUCACAACUCGGAUACCGUCCGAGCCCGGAAAUGUUUGGAAAAGAGCGUUUCACUCAAUCCUAGCCAUAAGGAAGCAAUCAUCUUGCUCAGUUCACUAUACCGGACGCUGUCCGAAUGGGACGCCAAUCACCAGCUACUGCAGAGCACUGUCAGCCUCGUCAAUGGCAACGGCUCCUCGUGGGCGCAUCUUCAGCUCGGUUUGCAUCACCUAGGACGGCAAUCGUAUGACGAUUCGAUCGCAGCAUUUCGUACGGUGAUCCGAUACGAAGUGGACAAUAUUACCGCCUGGGAAGGACUGGCCGACGCCUACAUGGGCCGUGGAUCCUACACUUCGGCCAUGAAGGUGUUUGAGAAAACGGCCGAAUUGAAGCCCGAUAAUCCCUAUCCGAAGCUGCAGUUGGCAAAUAUCAAAAAUGUCCUCAAACAACAUCGAGAUGCGAUUCCUCUAUUCGUUGAGCUGCUCACUAGCAACGACAAAUAUUUUCCUGCACUCAAAGGAAUGGCGGAAGCUCAUGCUGGUCUCUGCUAUCAUUACCUAGGAAACAGGCUUUUAGGAAGAAGUCGCGAACACGCGCAGAAUUGUGUAGAUUACCUAACUCGAGCUAUAAAAAUCAAACCAAAUUUCGUAUGCCUGUGGAAGAUGCUAGGAAAUAUGCUGGAUACUGUCGCUGAAUUCCCCAAUCCAAGAUCGCAACUUUUAGUAGAAGGAAGUUUGGCUGGUGUCACGCAUCGUAGGCAAGCUUUGCUAGAGGGUGAAAAAAUCUAUGAACUGGCCAGUAGAAGCUAUAGCCGAGCAAUAAAACUCAACCAGGAAGACAGUUUGCUCUGGUAUGAGCUGGCCUUUAAUCAGUAUCGUCGGGCCUUACGGUUUAGUUUUUCCCAAGACGACAGCAGAAAACUUAUGCAAUCUGCUGUGGAAGCAGCCAAGCAGUCAAUCAAACUGGAACCCAGUCGGUGGGAGAAUUGGAACCUGUUGGGCGUGAUAUGUGCCUCAAAGGAAAUCAAUAAUCUUGCACUGGCUCAACAUUGCUUCAUCGAAGCCAUUUCUUUAGAUAAAAAAUCAGCCGCCCUAGGAUGGUCCAAUCUCGGGGUGAUGUAUCUACUUCAAGGUUCCACCAGUUUAGCGAAUAAAGCAUUCGGGAGGGCGCAACAAACUGAUACAACGUAUAUGAACGCCUGGAUUGGGCAAGCCUUGAUCGCAGAGCAGAUUGGACAGGCGGAUGAAGCAAUGGACUUGUUUAGACAUUGUACACAACUGGGCUACCAUCCUGAAUCAUCUUUGGGAUAUCCACAUUGGGUUUGUUCAGUGAUGAAUGAUGACGAUUACCGGAAAAAUAAGCACUAUAAAUUUGCCAUUGACAAUAUGCAUGCUUUGCCCGUGUCGCACGAUUCGAUCGUUAGACAUUGCGCUGAUAAGGAUGAUGAUGCUUCUGUAGAAGCUUUGUGCUUCUUAGGUAACAUCAGUAAUCGCCUUGGUUUGUGGAAAACUGCCUCGGAUGCUUUUCAAAAUGCGGUCAGGAAAGCAAGUGGCACCCAGAAGGAUCAAAUAUUGUGUGAUUUAGGAUUCUGUUUGCUGAAGCAGAAAAAAUACGUUGAAGCAAUCGAAUGUUACCAACAAGUGGGGGAAUCUACCUAUCUUGCUGUGAUCGGGAAGGCGCUUGCCUUCUUCAAAGCUGGACAGUUUCAAGAGUCUUACGCCGAAUACGAGAGUGCUUUGAAUUGGCUGGCUGGCACCGAUAUGGAGAAAGCUUACGUUUUGAUAGCCAUGUCGGCUAUGGUUUAUGCAUUCCAGGGCGAAGCAGAUGCCAAAACAAUUCUAUUCCAAUGCAUCACUCUACCUGCUCCGCCCAUAGAAGCUCUCUUCGCUGCCUGUGCCCUUGGAUUGCUACAUAACGACACUGUGCUUACAGAGCUAGUCAUUAAGGAAUUGCGAAAACACGAAAACGAUAUCAAACAUGGCCAUCAUGUGGUAUAUUUAGUUUCGCAGUUCUAUUUCAAUAAUAAGCAAAAGAGUAAAUCUUUGGCCUAUUUGGUGUCUCAAGUGCACAAAUUUCCGGAUCGACCCAAACUUCGUCAGAUUUUGGCCGUAUCACUGCUGAAAAAUCAUCGAACUCCGAAGAAAAAUCUGGUCGUGGCAAGUAACAUAGCGGAAAGCGCCCUGGUUCUUGAUUUGCAAGACAGACAGCGCAGCACAAUCGCCAGAGAUGCCGCCAAAUGGCUGGCGGUGGCUAGCGAAGCGGUACGGCCCGUAAACGAACAUCGGCGGAGAAUACUGGCCCAAAAGGCAAUUCACGUGGAUCCCACAUGCAAGGAAGCGUGGAGCUCGUUGAUUCGAAUUUUGAAUCCGAAAAAAUAAGCUAAAAUGGUGACAGAAGUACAGUUUAACGCAUGCGUUUUUUAUAGUUUUUGUAUUUCAAUAAAUAAUGAUUUUCAAUA